GAAUACAAGUAGCUUGCACAAGUUGCACAAAAUGAAAUUCCGUUUAUAUAAAAAAUGAUCAGAAAAAAUAACUAUCAAUUAUUUAUUUUCGCUUUUUUAUCACUAACAUUAUUAAAAAGCAGUUUAACAAUUAACAAUGAAAUAAUUGAAUAUUUUCAAAUUGAUGACUGUCAACAAAACGAAUAUUUUGAUACUUCUUCACUUUCCUGCAUGGAAUGCGAUAUAGACAAACAUUUAGUGCCUUCAAAAAAUCGUUUAAAAUGUGAGUGUGAUAAUAAUAGUAAAUUAAUUGGAUUUGAAAAUUAUUUUCCUAUAUGUAAACCAUGUAAAUUUGGAACAAUUCUAACAAGCGACGGAAAAGAUUGUAUUCCUUGUAGAAAAGAAAAUUCUACAUUAAAUUGUUCAUGUCCUUUAAACAAGAUAAAAGUUGAAAGAAAAUUGACUGGAGAAUUGUUGGAGACUGUCCAAUGUCUUCCAUGUUUCCCGAAUGCUUAUCCAUCAUUUGAUGGACAAGUCUGUCUACCAUGUAAUGAUAUUAAAUUUAAUAGACUCACAAAUUGUGAUUGUCCAGACGAAUUUUUUAUUCGAUUAAAUAAUUACUGCUUUCCAAAAAAUUAUUCAUACUGGUUUGAAUUACAUAAUACAUAUUUUGUGGAAUUUCAAAAUCAAACUUUUGAAAGUUAUUAUCUCAAAAAAAAUUUACAAUUAGCCACAUAUUUGUGCAAGGAUGAAAACAAAACAGAAUGUGAACAUUUAUCAAACAUGUGUGCAUUAACUUUAUUCUCCAAUGAAGCGGCCUGUAAUUUUAUAAGACUGAAAGAUUCUUCUUUAUUUUACAAAGAAGACACUAUUUCUAUUAUAAAUAGUAAAAAUAUUUCACAAAAAUAUAAUCUCGACAAACAUUCUAAUAAAAGCACUAUUGACCUUAAAGUCAUAAAAUAUUCUUUGGAAGGUGAAUUCGAAUCUAUAGACGUGCCAUAUAUUUUUAACGAAUUAUUAUAUGUAAGAUUCGGAGUAAAUAUUCAUAAACAACAAAAAAUAAUGACAAAAGAAUUAAUGGAAAGAAAAAUGGAAUUUUUAAUUCCCUAUCUUGCUUACAAUAAUGAGAAUAAAGUAAAUUUACAUUCUCUUCCUAUUUUAGUACAACAAAUAAACGAGAAUAAAGAAAUUUCUCAAUGGAAGCUCGUAAGAAAAUUUUUUCUAGUUGAUUCUGUUACUGGAAGGAAAUCUAUCAAGAAAUCUGUUAACGACAGUUUGAAAAGUGAUCACGAACUAUCAGGACUGCGUUAUUUAAAAUCACUCGAAAUUUUAAUAAAAGUUCAAUCGCUAGAAGAUCAUGGAAAAAUAUUUCCACCUUUAUUUAUAAUACAAUAUGAUGAAUUAACGAAACAACAAAUUUUAAAUGACGAACAAGUAUUAGUGGAUGUAAAAGUAACUUUUGUUGCAUCAGAGCAAAACAUUACCAAAAUAAUUGGGAUAACAGUUGGAUUUUUUGCAAUUUUUGCUGUGAUUUUGUCAGCCUUAAAAACUUGGACUUAUCGACGAAGAAAUUAUUCAAGUGAAUUUAAUAUAUUAUUGAUUCUGUGGUUUUUAAUAUACUUCCUCAUAUUUAUUGCAAAUAUUAUUCUCUUUGUGUCAAUAAGUACUUGUAUAUGCACAUUUAUUUUCUAUAAAGGACAAACGGUUUUACAUAUUCCACUGCCUGAUAAAAUAGAUGAAACGACAAUUCAUAUUUGUACAAUAAUUGCAUUUUGCCUCAAGACUAUCGAAUUGAUAAGUGUUCUUUUUCGUCAAUGGAGUGUUAAUUUAUUUUUCAUUGAUUGGGAACAACCGAGAGCAAUAUCGAGCUCAAUGGAAUAUUCUUCGCCGAGAACUAAUCUGAAAAAAUUAUUCAGCGACAAAUUAAAUGGAAAAAAUGGUGAUAUUCCAAAAAGAAAAAGAAGAAGAGCAUCAAAAUCAAAAAUUCAAACUGAGAUUGAUAUUUCUCCAAUUAAAAAAAAUGAAGAACAAGAAAAUGAGAGAACAAUUCCAAAAAAAACGCCAGUAAGCGUUUGGAGAAGUUUUUUUAUUGUCAAUGAAUUUUACAAAAUUCAAACCAACAGAAGAGUCAGCAUAAUGUUUCAAAUAGUUUCGACUCUUUUCUUUUUAGAGGUAAUUGGCCUAAAAAAUUGGUCAAUAGGAAUUCCAGAAUUGAGUAUUAAUGAUGAGAAACGAAAUGAAUUACAAAAAAAUUACACAUUACGUUAUGGAAUUGGUGCAUUGGUUUAUUUGAUUCUAUAUCUUUUUCAAUGGCUCCUAUCAAUUUCAAUUUACGAAACAUAUGUGCGAAAAAGAAUUCAACGUUUUAUCGAUUUAUGUUCAAUAUCAAAUAUAAGUUUAUUUAUAUUACAUUUCAAAUAUCACGGAUUUUAUAUUCACGGUAGAUCGGUUCAUGGUUUUGCCGACACGGAUUUAGAAACUCUCGUCAACGAUUUAAAAAAAGAGGAAAAAAAUUUAUGCCCCCAUAGAGGACUUGUUCCUGGAACAAUUGAACAAACAUUUAUCAUUUCCGUUACACCUUCAUUUCGUAAAAUGUUAGAAUCUUCAUAUGGAUCCGAAGAAAUGUCAGAAAAGCGUUUCCUCCGAAAGCAGUAUACACGUUUUUUAAAUUGGGAAAAAUCAAUAAUGGCUCAUGAAAAAGUAAUCAAAUUUUUAUCAAAAUUCAUUGAUCAUUGUUUCAAGGAUCUUGAUUAUGUGGUGAAAGAUAAACUAUUUAUAGAAAAUUUAUGCGAUACAGAAUUUGUAUCAUCAAGGGAUAAAUCUGUUUUUUAUCGAGAUAAUAGUAAUUCAUUCGAAUGUAUUACUUUCUAUGGAAGCGAAUGGAUACUUGGUACAUUUGAAAUUGCACUUUUUGUCUUCUCCCAAGCUAUUUUUCAAAACUACGUUAUUGCUCUAUUAAUUACAUUUUUAAUUUCACAUUCUCUUAUGAUAAUCAACAAGUGGAAUGUCAAAAGAAAUUUGACAAAAAAUACUCUGAUAAGUAAAAGAUUUCUCGUGUAAAUGUUGAGAAAAAUUAGGAGAUUUAAAAUUUUAAUUUUUAAAUUCUAUUCAAAGUUCUUUUUUUUUAUCUUUAAGAAGUUAUUCGAAAAUAUAAAUUUUCAAUGAAUUAUUUACUUAUAGAUUAUAUAGAAAAAAAAACUUUGUGAUCUGUUUUUUAAGACUUCAACAGGGGAAAGAUUUGCUAAAUGAAAUUAACUAUAGUGUAUAUAUUUUUACGAUAUUUUAAUCUUCAAUAAAAGAUGUUUUCCAUUUUCAA
Molecule: messenger RNA, 3295 nt
Organism: Leptopilina boulardi
Lineage: Eukaryota; Metazoa; Arthropoda; Insecta; Hymenoptera; Figitidae
Product: meckelin
Exons: 12
Coding region: 55-3039 (994 amino acids)
Biological process (GO): cilium assembly
Cellular component (GO): MKS complex; ciliary transition zone
Source: RefSeq, a predicted model, not a curated record